GGAGGAGAGGCCCAGAGACCAAACCCCGCGGGGGCGCCCUACACCCCGCGCCCGCUCCAUGUGCCUCCGCCCGAGGCCGGGAGCCACGCACGUCGCCAUCCCCGCGGGCGGGGACCCAGUCGGCCUCCCGGCGGCGCGGCCCUGACUCUAUGGCCCACGAGCAGCGCGCUGGAGUCCGAGCGCCGGCGGGAGCGAGAGCGCAGCCCGGGGCCCGCCCGUGGGGCAUGGGGGGCAGGUAGCCUCCCGGCCGCGGGACCCGGUGCGGGCAGGACCCCGCUGCGGGCAGCACCCGCCGGCGACCCGGAGCCCGCGGCGGGGAGAGCAGCCCGGCCGCCCGCCCGCAGCCUCCCGACCCGGCCGGGCAGGGCCCUCGGCGGGGCGCGCGCUCGCCGCCGCACUCCUGCACACCUCGCCCGCUCGAACCCCGGCCGGCAGGACCCCUAGAGCCAGAUGCCAUGGGUAACAGCUCGUCCAGUGUCUCGUCUGUGCCGCGCGGAAAUCCGAACCGGACGCCGCGGGGCCACCCCCAGAACCUCAAAGACUCCAUCGGGGGCCCCUUGCCCAUCACAUCUCACCGAUGCCACCACAAGCAGAAGCACUGCCCCCCGGUGCUGCCCGGCGGGGGGCUCCCAGCCACGCCGCUGCUCUUCCACCCACACACCAAGGGCUCCCAGAUCCUCAUGGACCUCAGCCACAAGGCUGUCAAGAGGCAAGCCAGCUUCUGCAAUGCCAUCACCUUCAGCAAUCGUCCAGUGCUUGUCUAUGAGCAAGUCAGGCUCAAGAUCACCAAGAAGCAGUGCUGCUGGAGUGGGGCCCUGCGGCUGGGCUUCACGAGCAAAGACCCGUCCCGCAUCCACCCGGACUCGCUGCCCAAGUAUGCCUGCCCUGACCUGGUGUCCCAGAGUGGCUUCUGGGCCAAGGCGCUGCCCGAGGAGUUUGCCAACGAGGGCAACAUCAUUGCCUUCUGGGUGGACAAGAAGGGCCGUGUGUUCUACUGUGUCAACGAUUCGGCUGCCAUGCUCUUCUUCAACGGGGUGCGCACAGCUGAGCCGCUCUGGGCCCUGGUGGAUGUCUAUGGCCUCACUCGGGGUGUCCAGCUGCUAGACAGCGAGCUGGUGCUGCCCGACUGCCUGCGACCGCGCUCCUUCACUGCCCUGCGCCGGCCGUCACUGCGGCGAGAGGCCGACGACACGCGCCUGUCCGUGAGCCUGUGUGACCUCAACGUGCCGGGCGCCGAUGGGGACGAGGUGGGGCUGGCCACUGGCUGCCCGAUCCCUCAGAACUCGCUCAACUUGCAGCACAGCCGUGCGCUGCCCGCGCAGCUGGACGGCGACCUGCGCUUCCACACGCUGCGCUCCAGCACUCACGUUCGUGUCCUGGAUGAGCACACCGUGGCGCGCCUGGAGCACGGGCGCGAUGAGCGUGCACUCGUCUUCACCAGUAGGCCCGUGCGCGUGGCCGAGACCAUCUUCAUCAAGGUCACGCGCUCCGGGGGUUCGCGGCUGGGCGCGCUGUCCUGCGGCGUCACCUCGUGUGACCCGGGCACACUGCGGCCCGCAGACCUGCCCAGCAGCCCAGAGGCGCUGGCCGACCGCGAGGAGUUCUGGGCCAUGUGCCGGGUGCCCGGGCCCCUGCACAGCGGCGACAUCCUGGGCCUGGUGGUCACCGCUGAUGGUGAGCUGCAUCUAAGCCACAACGGCGCGCCCUCAGGCCUGCAGCUGUGUGUGGACGCCUCGCAGCCGCUUUGGAUGCUCUUCGGCCUGCAUGGCGCCAUCUCGCAGGUCCGCAUCCUAGGCUCUACCAUUCUGGCUGAGCGGGGCAUCCCGUCACUGCCCUGCUCCCCUGUGUCCACGCCAACCUCACCCAGUGCCCUGGGCAGCCGCCUCUCUGACCUGCUGCUCAGCCCUUGCAACUCUGGGCCUCUGGGCAGCUCUGCUGGUGGAACAGCCCCCAACUCACCAGUGAGUUUGCCAGAGUCUCCAGUGACCCCGAGUGUGGGCCAGUGGAGCGAUGAGUGCACCAUCUGCUACGAACAUGCGGUGGACACGGUCAUCUACACGUGCGGUCACAUGUGCCUCUGCUACGCCUGCGGCCUGCGCCUCAAGAAGGCCCUCCAUGCCUGCUGCCCCAUCUGCCGCCGCCCUAUCAAGGACAUCAUCAAGACCUACCGCAGCUCCUAGCCUGCCUUGGCGCCCCAUUCCGCACCCACCUCUGCAGACUGCAGCCCAACUCUCACUGAGGGGCAGGCCAGUGGGGCCUCCUUUCGUCUUGGAAACUCUCUCCUUUUCCACCAAACAUGGGAAACCGAGGUCCCUGAAGGUCUGAGCAGAGGAGGGUUUGGAGCAGAGCAGUGGGGGCAGGGGCACAUCCCCACUGAGGGGAAGCAGUAAGCUGCACUCUCCCCAGCUUGUCCUUGUGUGCCAAUUUAGGCUUAAGCUGGGCUCUCAACCUGUCCUAACCCUUCCCCAUCAGGGAAAAUUCCCAGGAGGUCCACAUAGUCUGUGUGCCGAGAACUAGAAAAUGCAUACCUUCCUUUGGGCUGAUGAGACCCAGAGCCAGGGCCUGCGACUGGGCCCAGCGAGGUUGGGAUUAGGUUUUAGCAUCCAUCAAGCUCCCUCAGCCAACUGGGCAGUACACAGUCCGCUCAGAAGCAGCCCUGGGUCGGCUGCUGUCUCACCCUCUGACCUCUGCCCACCCUGCCUCUGACCUUUCUUCCAUGCCCAUUGGGCCUGGCCACUGUGGAUAAGAUGGUGGCAGACUUCUCUCAUCCUGGGCAGCAGGGCCUCCUGGGAUGAGUGGCUGGGCAGUCUGUGGAGGCCCCAGGCCUUGGGGAGACCCCUCCUGGCUUCAGGCAUCUGCCCCAACCAUCUCACUGGGUGCUGCUUCCCAGGCUGUCUUAGGAUGUAGCUGGGGCCUCUCUGCACUGGUGGGGCCUCCUAGAGUGGGUCUCGGGAUGCCCUCAGGCCUCUCUCUCUUUUCAGAGGCAGACAAGUGACCAGGAGAGGCCAGGACGGGGCAGGGAUUCUCUGGGCUACAACCAGUCCUUCUCCAUGUUUUUAUUUAUUUAUUUAUUUGGCUUGUGGGCUUUGUUGUUUGUGGGUGAGUUCCCAUCCCCUGGACCCCAGAAAGGCUUGUGAAGGUGGCAGCAGAGGUGGUUAUCACCCCUCAUGCAGUCCAUCGCGUUCAGGCCAGACAUACUACCCACGGACUGGUGCUCCAGCCUAAGAGGCUGAGGAGGGAGGCCUCCCAUCGAAUUGUGUCCAUUUUUCAGAGAAGCAGCCUGAGUCUCCUGGGCACCUGGGGCUGGUGGGUCACCCAGAGCCAUGAAGCACACCUUGGGGUCGCCUGUUGUGUAAGGGCAAGAAGGGCUCGUGGGGAGGCCUGUGUAUCCUGGAAGAAGAGGGCCACGUCUGGCUCCCAGCAUGCUCUUCUGUUUGUCACCUCAGCUCUGCAGGUCCUGACUUCCCAGCCCGCUACAGUGGCAGGCGGGUACGGACUUCUGGUCCCAGCUGCCCACGUGGACAGAUCGCUGUCCUCAACCUUGGUCCCCCUGUGCAGCAUGGCUGUUUGGGGACAGACAGACUAUUGAGGUAGCUCUGGGAAUUCUUGGAUGGGGACUCCAGGCCAGGCCUCUGAAUGUGCCAGCCUCGUGGGGGGUUGGGGAAGAUACCAUGCCACUCCGAGCAUAGCCCUGUCCAGCCAGGAGGUGCCCUAGAGAGGAAAGAAAACCGGCAGGGCAGGGGUCAAGCGAAAUAGCUGUCCCCUGUUCUGUUAGUGCUGGGGUUGUUGAUGCCUCAUUGUGAACUCCGGUCGCUGUGAUGUGAAUAAAGGUGAUCUCAUACCAGCCUAAA
Cavia porcellus (domestic guinea pig) is the source of this 3851-nucleotide messenger RNA. RefSeq names its product neuralized E3 ubiquitin protein ligase 1 (gene Neurl1). Gene Ontology annotation, biological process: negative regulation of Notch signaling pathway. The record is from RefSeq and is a predicted model, not a curated record. Gene Ontology annotation, cellular component: postsynaptic density; plasma membrane. The coding region runs from base 456 to 2180 and encodes 574 amino acids. The transcript has 6 exons. Gene Ontology annotation, molecular function: ubiquitin protein ligase activity. Lineage: Eukaryota; Metazoa; Chordata; Mammalia; Rodentia; Caviidae.